AUGGGAUACAAUGAUGGAGGAGAUUUUGAUAGCAUUCCAGAUUCAUUUAGCAGCUGGAAAUUUCGGCCUCUCGUGCCGAGACCUGCUGCUACUUCCACCACCACUAUCACAAACCCUUAUUGCUUCAGCCGUAUAAAUGGCAAUGAUCUUCUUUCUCUAAAUCACCGUUAUUCAGGUAUGACUGAAAAAAAUAAGAGAGAGUUCAAUACGCAGCAGGUUGUAGCGAGCUCACGCUGGAAUCCUACGCCAGAACAACUACAAACCCUUGAAGAACUGUAUCGAAGGGGCAUUCGAACUCCUUCGGCCGAGCAAAUUCAGCACAUUACUGCACAACUUCGAAGAUAUGGCAAGAUUGAAGGGAAGAAUGUUUUUUACUGGUUUCAGAAUCAUAAAGCUAGAGAGAGGCAAAAACGCCGCCGUCAGCUGGAAUCUGUCUCUGAUAAUGAAACACCUCGGAAUAACAUUGAGAAUGGUGAAAAUAAAGAAUCUGCAGAUGCAAACAGGACAGGAUUUGAAGUUGAACAGACCAAAAAUUGGGCAUCUCCUACAAACUGUAGUAGAAUUGCAGAGAAAACCCUUUCAUCAACACAAAGGGCAGCAAAAGCAGCAGAAGCAGAAUGUAAAUCAGAUGGAUGGGUGCAGUUCGAUGAGGCUGCUGAACUACAACAAAGAAGGACACUAGUAGAAAGGAAUGCUACGUGGCAAAUGAUGCACUUGUCCUGUUCAUCAUCUCCUACAAACCUAAUGAACCCUACUACUGAUGUUGCAUCUACUUCUUGUCCAUUAACAGUAACAGUAAUCGACCCAAAUCUCAUCAAAUCUCAAGAUUCUGAUAUUUUUAUCGGAACCAGCCGAGACGAGGAAUUCCAGACCCUUCAAUUGUUUCCUCUUCGAAGCGGCCAUGGCUAUAGCGAUACCAACGAAGGUUUAGCGGAGAAUGAGACGGAGAUGUCUGCUGCAGUCAUGAGUUCUAACUUCACUUCUUUGCAGUUUUUUGAGUUCCUACCAUUGAAGAAUUAA
This is a messenger RNA of Fraxinus pennsylvanica, 1020 nucleotides long. The record is from the annotation of a GenBank genome assembly. NCBI's taxonomy places the organism in Eukaryota, Viridiplantae, Streptophyta, Magnoliopsida, Lamiales, Oleaceae.